Molecule: messenger RNA, 804 nt
Organism: Closterium sp. NIES-65
Lineage: Eukaryota; Viridiplantae; Streptophyta; Zygnematophyceae; Desmidiales; Closteriaceae
Source: the annotation of a GenBank genome assembly
AUGGCGUUCAAGCACGAGCUGGCGGUGCAGCUGGUGGGACCGUCGCUCGUGCGAGCUGACGUCACGGCUGAGAGAGGCGACGUCAGCUGGUGGCGGGUGGCAUACCGUGUAUGGGACGCUGGCUUGUACGAAGCGGUCGUUCGGUCCGGAUGCGGCUCUUUGAACUAUUCCGCUUCCUUCGCUCACGCACAUGAGCACGACAUGGCGCAAUGGACCCUCGCCGUCCGUCCCAGUCGCAAGCUCAAGACCAGCACACUUCCAGCAGCCCGGGUUCAGCAGGAACCGUCCUUCUCACUUUCCGAGGCAGCAAAGGGGGACGCAGUGGCUGAUGGAAUGUUGGGUUCAGCCUGUGACCACGGCGCCUCUCACGGCCGCUGGCUGAGGGAUGGCAGCACCGGAAAUUACAGGUGGGAGUUCUUCCCGUGUGCGCCUCCUCUUCCUCCGCCAUCCCACUGGGUCUCAGCCUUGGCAUCACGUGGCAUCAGGGAGAUCAACUUCGUGGGCGACUCACACCAACGCUUACUGAUGCUGCACCUUGCUUUCCUCUUGACGCACAGCGUCAAUGACUCCCAUGUGGGCUAUCAUGGGGAUAUCUCCAUCUCUGUACCUGGCCCUGCUCCAGCUUAUGAUACAGCACCACGGGGAGAUGAUGUGGCGUUGGGCGUGCGAGGGGGUCUUAGGGGGGGAAAUGGGGUGAAUCAGCAGCAAGAGCAGGAGAAGAAGCAGCGGCAGUUUGAGGGACUGAAGCUGAAUUUCUACUGGGUUGAUGGCAUUUACCGAAAUGGGCAAUUCGGAUGCGAGUAA